AUGCGCUCCGACAUUCGCGAUGCCGCCGCCAUGUUGCCCGACCAUGGUGACCUGUUGUUCGGCGCGACGAUGCGCCCCUGGAGCUUCUGCGGAAUGAGGGAGGGCGCGGACCCGCUCACCGCCCCGCGCUUGCCCUCUCUCUCUCUGACGGGGGUUGGGGAGUGCGCCCUGGCGAGGCCCGCGGCGGCUUGGACGCCCGCGGAGGCCCUCGGAGAUCCGGGCCGGGCGGCGGGGCGCCUCGGCGGAGACAGGGCAGCGCUCGGCUCCCAGAGACCUACGGGCUCUCUAGGGCCCGGGCAGGCCCGGGCUGCCGAGCCGGCUGCCCCCGCCGCCGCCCGCACCGGGGGCGGCGAGCUCCAGGCCCGCGGAGGAGGCCCCCGCGGCGGGCAGCGCCGCGGCCUCCGCGGAGGCGCGGGAGGCGCGCAUCCACGAGCUGCUCGAGGCCUCGCAGCGGCACCUGCCGGCCGGGGCCGACAGAGAGAGGAGCCGGAAGUACGUCCCGCGGAACCCGUACGUGCACGCGGACACGGGAGGCCAGGCGGCCUACCCCGUCAACCCGAC
Prorocentrum cordatum is the source of this 561-nucleotide messenger RNA. The record is from the annotation of a GenBank genome assembly. NCBI's taxonomy places the organism in Eukaryota, Dinophyceae, Prorocentrales, Prorocentraceae.